Messenger RNA from Bacidia gigantensis, 627 nucleotides. RefSeq lists its product as uncharacterized. The transcript is spliced from 2 exons. The record is from RefSeq and is a predicted model, not a curated record. Lineage: Eukaryota; Fungi; Ascomycota; Lecanoromycetes; Lecanorales; Ramalinaceae. The coding region runs from base 1 to 627 and encodes 208 amino acids.
AUGAAGGUCGAGAUCACAUAUCUAGACUUGAAUGUCAAGGUUGCCCUUAGGAGUGAGAUCGAGAGCUACUCUCCGACGAAUCGCCCCGUAGGCUCUCUUUCUAGCCCGUCUCUGGAUCUACCAACAAAUGGAAGCGCAGGUCCGGCCAAUCCAUCGUCACAUGUUGUAUGCUUCCAACGCGGGGACCCUAAGGCCAACGAAGUCGUACCGGAGUUUUGCUCGCUUGCCAUAGAUGACAUAGCCAAGAGGGACGGCUUUGAUGAGUUCAGUAAGACCCAGACAUGGUUCUUCGGUCCACCUCGACAGCCUCGAGGAGUGCACGUUACUCCUGACCGAUGGGUCGCCGGAGACGGUUCAGGAGGUCUAUGCCAAGUAGCAGUGGCAAACUCAGGAGGGCCGCAUUAUGACCAAUUUCGGCUCGUUGACAUAGCUGCUAAGGCGAAACAAAUUUUCGACACGUGUGUCAUUCAGCAAAAGGAUACACUAGGGGGUAGCAGUUCAAUCGGCACCGGAAAGGGAUUUUUUGUGGUUCUGACGGGCAAAACCUGGACACCGUCAGGUCAACUUGCGGACGUCACCCUCGUCGAUGCUGCCGAGUCGGCUAUUAACGAAACGAACAUUGAGUGA